Molecule: messenger RNA, 2023 nt
Organism: Vidua chalybeata
Lineage: Eukaryota; Metazoa; Chordata; Aves; Passeriformes; Viduidae
Gene: MRPL1
Product: mitochondrial ribosomal protein L1
Exons: 9
Coding region: 819-1913 (364 amino acids)
Source: RefSeq, a predicted model, not a curated record
AAAAGACGUAGGGAGUGUCUGAGGAAGCAACAAGCGGUCGGGGGACAAGACAUCAGAUCAGGCUCUGGGGCUUUUAAUUGGCCUUUGCCUGCGCUGAUGCUGGACCCAAGCAAGAAGCUCAUUGCUGGCCCGAGAGCAGGAAAGGCCUCAGGGGGUGUUGGUAGCAAACAGGCUUUGGGCCCAGUGAGGUAUCGGGGACGGGCGAGCAGCAUCUGUGAGCCCGUGUUUCUCCCGAAAUCCGUGGUCCACAGCAGAGAGCUGGUGGGUGAAAAGCCAGAGGCUCGCGGGGGACUGACCGAGGGAAGAUGGGGAAGGACGUGGCUUACCUGGCCGCAGGUGCACAUUGGACAGUCUCCUGUCACACCCACCCCCUCUGCAGUGCCAAGUGCCCGUCCAAAAGCAUUGCGUCUGCCCCCGGAGCUUUAAACAAAUGGUUGUCACUCCUCAGCUGAGGCGUUUUAGUCGAGGAGCGUUCCUUUUCCUCCCACCGCCCUCACACCUCUCCAUGCCCGUCCUUUCCCGGGACACUGAGCCAGGAGAUGGACUGGAUGAGCACAGUUUUGUUCCAGCUUCUUUUACACAGCCACCCGUGUCUGGUUUAACAUUUCUUGCACACGGAUCCGCUGGGGAGUUUUCCGUAGCCACGUACGCCCGGUUCCAAAACUCUUGGACACGCACUGAUUGGGGAAGACUACGGGACUGGAAUGUUUUUAGUUAAAAGCACAUCAGUGUGGAACAAAAGCCCCCUUUAACCACUACGGUUUGUGGUGUGAAUCUGACCAGCUGAGGAGACAAUUAAGCAAAGUCUUUGUAAGUGGAUGCUGCUCCAGGAGAGUGAAUUAGGAUCUCUUCUCCCACCCAAUCCGCAAGGGAAGAGGGGUGAGAUGGCAGCCAGAAAAACCUCUUUUCGGAAUUACACGUGGCUUGCAGCAGCACUGGCCCCGCGGUGCGGCUGGCUCCUGCCCGGGCUGGAGCAGCGCCUCGCCGUCCCCGCCGUGGUGAGCCCCGCGGCCGCCCGGCCCUACGCGGCGGCAGCAGCCAAAGCUGCCAAAAAGGAUGCCAAAAAGGAUGCCAAGAGGAGCAGGCAGGAGAAGGAGAAGGAGAAGCCCCUCCCUCGGAGGCGGCCGCUGAUGAGCAAGCCCGUGGACGACGUGUACCUGACGUGGCUCUACAGGAGACCCUCCUACGAGCUGGAGCAGGCCGUGGGCAUGCUCAAGAGGUUCCAGGAGCUGGACUUCACCCACCCCAAGCAGUUUGUGUACAUCAACGUGUUCCUGGACAUGGCGCUGCAGAAGAAGAAAAAAGUGGAUCCUUUUUCCAGCAGUGUCUCUCUUCCCCAUCGCUUUACGGAUGAGGUGAACAAGGUUUUGGUGUUCACAGAGAAUGAGCAAGAAGCUGAGGUAGCUCGGGAGCAUGGGGCUGCCAUCGUGGGAGGAGUUGAAUUAAUCAAAUGGAUCCUGGAGGAUGAAAUCCAGGCUGAUUUCUACGUGGCUGUUCCUGCCAUCAUACCCAAGUUAAUCCCCCUGAGGAACAAACUGAAGAAGAAGUACCCCAGCGUAAGGAGAAAUUCCCUGGGCAGUGACAUUCCCAGAAUGGUGCAGUUCUUCAGAGAAUGCCACCAGUACACGGUAGAGGACGAGAGUGUCAUCAAGACAAGAAUAGCCAGACUGGAUAUGCCCACUGAGCACAUAAUUGCCAACCUGAAAACAAUUAUCCACGAUAUCUGCACCUUCAAGCCGUCCAAUUUCGAUCCCAUUGUGCAGAGGCUGGUUAUCAGAUCCUCCACCAGCGAAGGUUUGCUGCUGAACCUCGACGGAAUCCUACCUCAGGUGGAGAAAGUAGAAGAAAAAGAGGAAGAAGAUGCAGGCGAUGAGGAUCAGCAAAAACCUGUCCAAGAAUCCCUUAGUACCUGAUGUCUUUUCCUUGUGGACCUGGCGGACGAGCUCGGGAAGCGAAUGGUGUCAUUCAAAUCACGCUCUGUGAGAACAAAAAAUAAACGGGGCUCGUGGCUUUCAUGUCAAAA